ACAUUAGCCGCUACAACGUGGGGAUCUCAGACGGAGAGAGAGAGAGAGAGGCCCCCCGCUCCCCGCCGCAGUGAGGCGAGCGUCAACCUCCAGGUUCUUCUAGAGGUUUUUGGUCUUUUCAAAAGACGCUGCUUUUGCCAUAGACCCUGAACGCGGCGUGACACAACAACGAAGAUGGCGUGUUGUGGAAACUGUUUUUGUUGCCAAUGUUGCUGCAGAGAAGGAGAGACGCGGACACCAGAAGAACUGACAAUCCUUGGGGAAAUCCGAGAUGAAGAAGAUGAGAUUCUACCCAGGAAAGAUUAUGAGAGCUUGGAUUAUGACCGGUGCAUGAAUGAGCCCUAUGUGGAAGUCCUGGAGGGAAUGGACAACAAGAAAGCUAAAAAAUAUGAAGCGGUACGAUGGAUAAUGGUGUUUGCUAUUGGAGUCACAGUGGGUCUGGUGGGCCUGUUUGUGGAUUUCUUUGUGCACCUCUUCACCAAAAUCAAAUUUACUGUGGUCGGUGAUUCUGUAGAGAAGUGCAGUGACAAAGGCUGUCUCCCUCUGUCUCUGCUGGAGCUCCUGGCAUUCAACCUGACCUUCGUCUUCAUUGCCAGUGUGCUCGUCCUCAUUGAGCCAGUAGCUUCAGGUUCGGGGAUCCCGGAAAUUAAAAGUUACUUGAAUGGCGUGAAAAUUCCUGGGAUUGUCCGACUGCGAACGUUUCUGUGCAAGGCUGCUGGAGUUCUGUUCAGCGUGGCUGGAGGUCUGUUUGUGGGGAAAGAAGGACCGAUGAUACACAGCGGAGCCAUUGUGGGAGCUGGCCUUCCUCAGUUUCAGAGCAUCACUUUCAAGAGGAUCAAAUUUGAUUUUCCCUACUUCCGCAGUGACAGGGACAAGCGGGACUUUGUGUCAGCGGGCGCUGCUGCUGGAGUAGCUGCCGCCUUUGGUGCUCCUAUAGGUGGCACCCUCUUCAGUCUGGAGGAGGGCUCCUCUUUUUGGAACCAGGCCCUCACUUGGAAAGUGCUCUUCUGUUCCAUGUCGGCCACUUUCACCCUCAACUUCUUCCGUUCGGGGAUCAACUUCAACAAGUGGGGCUCCUUCCAGCUGCCUGGCCUGCUCAACUUUGGAGAGUUCAAGUGUCCAGAUGGAGAUAAGAGCUGCCACCUGUGGACAGCUGUGGACCUGGCCUUUUUUGUUCUGAUGGGUGUGGUGGGCGGCCUGCUGGGGGCGCUCUUCAACUGCAUGAACAAGUGCUUGGCCAAGUAUCGCAUCAGACACAUCCACCCCAAGGCCAAGUUUAUCAGAGUUCUAGAGAGUCUGCUGGUUUCCAUGGUGACAACAGUGGUCAUAUUUGCAGCUUCCAUGCUGUUGGGGGAGUGUCGUGACCUGUCCUCCCCCACAACUCAUAACACCACAGUGUCCAGCAGUGAGGACAUCAAUUCCACCAUCCGCCAGUACUUCUGCACCAACAAGACCUACAAUGACAUGGCCACGUUGUUCUUCAACCCACAGGAAGUGGCCAUCCACCAGCUCUUCCACCAGGAUGGUACCUUCAGCCCUGUGACUCUGUCAGUGUUCUUCGUGCUCUACUUCCUGUUGGCCUGUUGGACCUAUGGUGUGUCUGUGCCCAGCGGUCUCUUUGUCCCCUCGUUGCUCUGUGGGGCGGCUUUUGGGCGUCUUGUCGCCAACAUCCUCAAAGUGAAACUGGGAAUGGACAUCUACUCGGGGACUUUUGCUCUCAUCGGAGCUGCCGCCUUCCUCGGAGGCGUGGUCAGAAUGACCAUCAGUCUGACUGUCAUCCUCAUUGAAUCCACCAAUGAAAUCACAUACGGGCUUCCCAUCAUGAUCACUCUAAUGGUUGCCAAGUGGACUGGAGAUUUCUUCAACAAGGGCAUCUAUGACAUCCACAUCCAGCUGAGAGGAGUGCCACUGCUGGAGUGGGAGACUGAGGUGGAGAUGGACAAGCUGACAGCCAGUGAUAUCAUGGAGCCCAACCUGACCUACGUGUACCCCCACACCCGAGUCCAGUCUCUGGUCAGCAUCCUGCGCACCACCGUCUACCACGCCUUCCCUGUGGUCACUGAAAACCGGCAGAACGAGCGGGACUUCAUGAAGGGCAACAUCCUGGUCAGCAACAACAUCCGCUUCAAGAAAUCCAGCGUUGUGUCCCGUGCGGGGGAACAGCGGCGACGCUGCCAGUCCAUGAAGUCGUACCCGUCCAGCGAGCUGAGGAAUGUCUGUGACGAACAGAGCGCCGUGGUAGAGCCCACAGAGGAGGGAGAGGACCUGCUGCAGCAGAUGUUAGAGAGGAGGCAUGCUCCCUACCCCAACCUGUACCCAGAUCAGUCUCCCAGUGAGGAGUGGACCAUGGAAGAGCGCUUCAGGCCCCUCACCUUCCACGGCCUCAUCCUACGAUCCCAGCUAGUCAACCAGCUCAUCAGGGGGGUCUGCUACGCUGAGAACCAGUCGAGUGCGUCUCAGCCCAGGCUGUCCUACGCAGAAAUGACUGAAGAUUAUCCACGUUACCCUGACAUUCACGACUUGGACCUCUCCCUGCUCAACCCCCGCAUGAUCGUGGAUGUCACCCCCUACAUGAACCCAUGUCCCUACACGGUGUCACCCAACACCCGCAUCUCCCAGGUGUUCAACCUGUUCAGGACCAUGGGCCUGCGACACUUACCAGUGGUCAAUGCUGUUGGAGAAAUUGUUGGAAUAAUCACAAGACAUAAUUUAACCCACGAGUUCCUUAUGGCCAAACUGCGACAGCACUACAUCACUGUUUGACCCCGACGCAGGACGUACCGCUGUCCUUCAAACCCAAACUCUGUUCAGCCUGGUCCUGACACCCGGUCUCUGUCCAUUCCUGAUAGCAUGUAGGCAUUCCCAAACACAUGCAGGACAUUCACAAGCAUACAUACACACUCUCUGUGGUACAGUAGAGAACGCAGUUCUCCAGUAAGUGAAACCGUUCAGUUCUUUUUUUUUUUUUUUUUACUCAAGUCGUAUGUUUCCAGUUCAGAUCCACUGGCUUCAGUGGUGGGACUGGACACAUAACCUGUGGGUGUAAUACAACUAUACUUGACUUCAUCAUGUUGAUCUGUAUUAAAAAAAACAAAACAAAAAAAAAGUUACAAGCAUCCCCCAGAUCGACGGCUGAUAAUUCAGGAGCCCUUGCCCUGCAUUCAGACUAAGGGCUGACUCUUUUACAGCAGCACUAGAGGAUGUGAAAGCAUUAAGUUUAAAGCAUUAACAGUGUUAUUAUCAUCUCAGCAGCUAAUUUAACUUCCUUCAGUCGUUAGCACAACUGGUUAAACUGAGAAUGGCCUUGCUAGCAGCAGCACACUCUAUAUCAUAUUCAUUCAACCCUAGUCCUGCUCCACCCCCCCCCCCCCCCCUCACCCACCCUCCAGAUGGCCUGCACCCAAAUUUGAGCACCACUGUCAUAGAAGGAUAGAAGUGAUGACAAUAGGAAAGAUUUGUUCAGUGAUACAGAUAAGUCUAGAGUUGGAGGGCUGUAAAUAUAGUAGGAAGCUCUUUUGUACGGAUACUGUGAUCACGAGCCACCUGAGAAAUAAUGUGAAGAGGUAUUUUAGUUUGGACACUACAGAGGGGAAAAUCUAAGACGAAGGUAAAGCUGCAUCUUAGAGUAAGACAAGAACAUUCAGUUCAGUUCAGGGUACUUUUAUUUCUAUAGCAACAAAUCAUAACAUACAUUAUCUCAAGACACUUUACAGAGUGAGGUCAAGACCUGACAGUAUUAUAUUACGGGUACGGUAGCAGGAACAGCUGUGUUCACUGUCGUAUUAAAGCAGUCGGACUGGGUUUUAGAGUGAUAAUAAUAUUAUCAGAGACUUUUAAGCCUAAUCUUUUACGUAGAGAGGGCAUCUGCCUCCUGGACCCAUACUGGGAGCUGCUGGAGCCUGAAGAUACGAUGGAGUUUGGUCAUUAGGAGUGUUGUAGGCGAGGAGAAGGAUUUUAAAUUCUAUUCUGGAUUUUACAGGGAGCCAGUGCAGAGAAGCUGAUACAGGAGAAUCAAGAUCUAGCUCUAAAAGGGCUAAAAGUGCCCUGAGAUCACUUCUGAUAUGAUUCAGUGCUGUAGAAAUAAAACUGACUCAGAUUGAUUAGAUCUAACGUGGAAGUGAUAAUUAAAGGUAGAUCAUCCUAAAAGUCGAUGGUUUAGAUGAAGAAACGGUUGAAGUUAUCUCAGAGAUCUACGGGAGAGAAGCAGUCUGAAUAGGCCACAGCACAGGACAGUACAUCUGUGUGGGAAGGAGGUGAUGAGUUUUUUUUUUUUUUUUUCUGUAAUAGUUACAUUUUAUUUGUAAAGAAGCUUGUGAAGUCAUUACUACUGAGAGUUAAAGGAACACAUGGCUCAGCAGAGCUGUGAUUCUCUGUCAGCCUGGCUUCAGGAAUGAAAAGAAACCUGAGGUUAUUCAGAUUUUCCAGGAUACAGGAGGUUCUGGCAUUACAGAGCCUGUUUUAUGUGUUAUUCCAGGUGAGGUGAAAUUCUUCUAAACUGGUGGAACACCUCUUCUUCUCCACUUUUUGGGAUGUUUUCGGAUUCACUACAUGUUCGUUUGAAUUCAUUUGAACUUCAUUGUUUGAAAAAGUGACAGCUCCCGUGACUUGUUGACGGUGUUUGCUCAGAUUUUGAAAGCCUGCGGUUUCCUUACCUACCUUCAAAAAUCAUCCUUUUGAGCUUUUGAUGAUGCUUUAUCAUUGUUGUCACUGUAGCACUUUUAUUUUUUUUUUGACUGUUUUGUCUGUACAUUUGAAUUUUCUGUAGAAGCAACUGGAAUAUAUGCACUAAAAAGCAGGCUGACAUUCCCUCAUGGCCUGCACCGUAACUGGACUGGAAGAGUCUGCUUAGGGACCGUGUUAUGUUCAUUCCAAGUCACAUCUCUAACCACUUCAGCAGUCUGUGAAUACAUUCCCAUUAUUUUUGCACUUACAGUGUGUCGUGAUGUUUUUCCACUGUCAUCGAGUCAGCUCAGUGUUAGAACGUGUCAGGCCUAAGACUAGGACUGUGUAUUUGACAGCCUCACAUUAUGUUGGACCACACUUUUGUUAUCUAACAGGGAAUCUGAAGAAUUGGAUCUAUAAAGGACAAACUGCAAAGAAAAAAAAAAAAGAAAUUCAUUUCUAAACUAUUUCAUAUUAGUACUCUGCUAAUAGAUUUUUAAGUAUCUUUCUGG
Toxotes jaculatrix (banded archerfish) is the source of this 5174-nucleotide messenger RNA. RefSeq names its product chloride channel 6 (gene clcn6). NCBI's taxonomy places the organism in Eukaryota, Metazoa, Chordata, Actinopteri, Toxotidae. The record is from RefSeq and is a predicted model, not a curated record. Gene Ontology annotation, molecular function: voltage-gated chloride channel activity. Gene Ontology annotation, biological process: chloride transport; transmembrane transport. The coding region runs from base 175 to 2763 and encodes 862 amino acids. Gene Ontology annotation, cellular component: lysosomal membrane; intracellular membrane-bounded organelle. The transcript has 24 exons.